AUGCUGUAUCGACAUACACGAAAUAGGCGGAACGACAGGAAUCCCGAACAUCCUGUGGGUCGACACAGUGCAGCUAUCAACAUACUCUCAAAUACACCCGUUUUCUACGCUCUGCUCAGUCCUCGAGGUAAAACUACCAUUCAUCCAUCUACCAGUGCUGAUAACUUUCAGGUAUGCUUGGCGGUAUCACUGUCAACUCCUGUUAGUUGUUACCUUCACUUCCGCGACCGAAUCCGUGAGCCCGACUGGCGCUGUGUAAUAAGUCGUCGAGUGUGUAAGGACUUUGGCAUCCAUGAAGCAGCCCAUAUUUUCCCCCUAACUCGCAGGAAUUUGUGGGUUUCGGGAUCAUGGCGACAGCAGAUUAGCCACGAGAGACGUGACAUCCACAGCGUCUUUAAUAAUUACGUCCUGACUAUAAAACCCGACGCCAAUUACAAAAUCUAUUAUUCUAUCAAUGAGCCAGACUACGAUGGGGCAACGAUAUAUCAGAUUCCCGAUGUUCCAACAAAAUAUCAACCAAGCCGGGCGCUUCUGAAGCAUCAUUUUCGGAUGGCUGUCUUGCUGAAUAUGAAAGGCAGAGAGAGAUAUCCUGAGUGGGAUGACGACAUAUCUGAGGGGUAUGAUCCGGUAGCUGAAAUCUCGAACUGCGAGCAAGGAAAGCUCAGAUUCGACACUGUUUUGGCUGAAAGGCUCCAUAGCCUUCUCGAUUAAUCUAGUCUAUUAGUAGUGUCGAUGACAGGCUGGAUUAUUUUGCCUGGCUGCUACUGCUAUCUGAUACGCUGAAUAUGGUUCUGUAAAUGCGAUGUGGGAAACUGCAUCAAAAACCUCCUUUCGGCAGCCAGACCACAGAUGUUCACAUUUUAGGUGUAAUUCUACGGGCGCGGUGUCCUGGCCAAAGCACGGAAGAUACACUGUGAUCGAGACUGUUGCGUUAGAUGGUUAGAUUAAUCAUAUCAUAAUGGAUGGGC
Molecule: messenger RNA, 968 nt
Organism: Amorphotheca resinae ATCC 22711
Lineage: Eukaryota; Fungi; Ascomycota; Leotiomycetes; Helotiales; Amorphothecaceae
Exons: 6
Coding region: 1-711 (236 amino acids)
Source: RefSeq, a predicted model, not a curated record